AAAGUUUUGCUGCAACAAGCAUGGCAAGAGUAGAGAUCAUGAGAGCUCCACAGGUGCAAGAAUUGGCAAAUGUAGGUCAAGAGGUUCCCCCCAUUUUUAUUUGCAAGGAGGAGGAUGGACCCUCUCCCUUCUCUAUUGAUUCCAACAUACCCAUCAUAGACAUGAGCGUCAUCUUAUCACCACCAAAACCAUCAUCUCCAUCAUGGAAAGAUGCAAGGAAUCAAGAGAAAUCCAAGCUAAAAGCUGCACUUCAAGAUUGGGGCUUAUUUCAGGCUGUGGGGCAUGGAAUUUCUGAGGAUUUGAUGGGGAGCAUGAGAAGAGCAGCAAAGGGUUUCUUUGAACUGCCAUUGCAAGAGAAGAUGAAGGUGGGGCAAGGGCAUGAAGGUGAUCAAAAGAAGUGGGUAGAAGGCUAUGGGCAUGAUCCUGUACAGUCCCCAGACCAAAUACUGGACUGGUGUGAUAUGCUCUACCUCCAAACCUUCCCUGAAAAUCAUAUAAACCUUCAGUUUUGGCCACAUAAGCCCUGUGAUUUUGGGGCGAUCAUGUAUGAAAUGAGGUUGAAAGUGAAGGAGUUUGCAGACAACACACUUAGGGUCCUUGCAGAGAUUAUCAGAUUGGAAGACGAUUGCUUCACCAAUCAUUUUGAUGAUGAGGCCACGAUGCAUGCUCGUUUCAACCCAGUCCGACAAGGUCCUCGGCCUCAAGCCCACUCUGACUCCUCAGGCAUCACCAUCCUCAUGCAAGACCCCCAUACACAGGGCCUCCAAGUCCUCAAGGAUGAGACAUGGCACCAAAUACCUGCCCUCCCUCAUGGUCUCCUUGUUAACAUUGGUGAUCAUUUAGAGGUAGCUGGGAUAUUCAAGAGCGCAGUGCAUAGGGUCAUGAAUAAGGAGAGGCCAAGGUUGACAAUGGCUAUGUUCUACUCCAUGGCACCUAACAAAGAAUUGGUUCCUUUGCACGGACAGGAAGAGGAGGGUACACCACCAAUCUACCAAACCAUGACGGUUAAAGAUUAUUCCCACUUGUUCGUGGAUUGCGUUAGUAAAAGAAAGAGGGCCAUAAACAUUAUCAAGAUAUCUUAUUAAUUUUUUUUUGGGUAAUUCAAUGGAGAAAAUAGGCCCUACCCAUUUUUAUAAAUAGAUUAGGAGUUAGUUUUUUUAAUGUAAGAUAUCUUAUUGACGAUUUA
This is a messenger RNA of Amborella trichopoda, 1186 nucleotides long. The record is from RefSeq and is a predicted model, not a curated record. NCBI's taxonomy places the organism in Eukaryota, Viridiplantae, Streptophyta, Magnoliopsida, Amborellales, Amborellaceae.